Messenger RNA from Cervus elaphus (red deer), 4047 nucleotides. It is a transcript of the gene CASK, whose product is annotated as calcium/calmodulin dependent serine protein kinase. Bases 67 to 2847 code for a protein of 926 amino acids. Gene Ontology annotation, biological process: regulation of neurotransmitter secretion; protein phosphorylation. Gene Ontology annotation, cellular component: cell-cell junction; basolateral plasma membrane; plasma membrane. Gene Ontology annotation, molecular function: signaling receptor binding; protein kinase activity; ATP binding. NCBI's taxonomy places the organism in Eukaryota, Metazoa, Chordata, Mammalia, Artiodactyla, Cervidae. The transcript is spliced from 26 exons. The record is from RefSeq and is a predicted model, not a curated record.
GCUCUUUGGCGCCCCCACCCCCGUUUUCGGAGCCCUCCACGCUGCGGCCACUGUCCCCUCCGGACCAUGGCCGACGACGACGUGCUGUUCGAGGAUGUGUACGAGCUGUGCGAGGUGAUCGGCAAGGGUCCCUUCAGUGUUGUACGACGAUGCAUCAACAGAGAAACUGGGCAACAAUUUGCUGUAAAAAUUGUUGAUGUAGCCAAGUUCACAUCAAGUCCAGGGUUAAGUACAGAAGGUAAGAGAUGGAUUUCAAAUCUAAAGCGGGAAGCCAGUAUCUGUCAUAUGCUGAAACAUCCCCACAUUGUAGAAUUAUUGGAGACAUAUAGCUCAGAUGGAAUGCUUUACAUGGUUUUUGAAUUUAUGGAUGGCGCAGAUCUGUGUUUUGAAAUCGUAAAACGAGCUGAUGCUGGUUUCGUAUACAGUGAAGCUGUCGCCAGUCAUUACAUGAGGCAGAUACUGGAAGCUCUACGCUAUUGUCACGAUAAUAACAUAAUUCACAGGGAUGUGAAGCCCCACUGUGUUCUCCUUGCCUCAAAGGAAAAUUCGGCACCUGUUAAACUUGGGGGCUUUGGGGUAGCUAUUCAAUUAGGGGAGUCUGGACUUGUAGCUGGAGGGCGUGUUGGAACACCUCAUUUUAUGGCCCCAGAAGUUGUCAAGAGAGAGCCUUAUGGAAAACCUGUAGAUGUCUGGGGUUGUGGCGUGAUCCUUUUUAUCCUGCUAAGCGGUUGUUUGCCUUUUUAUGGAACCAAGGAAAGAUUGUUUGAAGGCAUUAUUAAAGGAAAAUAUAAGAUGAAUCCAAGGCAGUGGAGCCAUAUCUCUGAAAGUGCCAAAGACCUCGUACGCCGAAUGCUGAUGCUGGAUCCCGCCGAGAGGAUCACUGUUUAUGAAGCACUUAAUCACCCAUGGCUUAAGGAGCGGGAUCGUUAUGCCUACAAGAUUCAUCUUCCAGAAACAGUAGAGCAACUGCGGAAAUUCAAUGCACGGAGGAAACUAAAGGGUGCAGUACUAGCAGCUGUGUCAAGUCACAAAUUCAACUCAUUCUAUGGGGAUCCCCCUGAAGAGUUGCCAGAUUUCUCCGAAGACCCUACCUCCUCAGGAGCAGUGUCACAGGUGCUGGACAGCCUGGAAGAGAUUCAUGCACUUACAGACUGCAGUGAAAAGGACUUAGAUUUUCUACACAGUGUUUUCCAGGAUCAGCAUCUUCACACACUACUAGAUCUGUAUGACAAAAUUAACACGAAGUCUUCACCGCAAAUCAGGAAUCCUCCGAGCGAUGCAGUACAGAGAGCCAAAGAGGUAUUGGAAGAAAUUUCAUGUUACCCUGAGAAUAACGAUGCAAAGGAACUAAAGCGUAUUUUAACACAACCUCAUUUCAUGGCCUUACUUCAGACUCACGAUGUAGUGGCUCAUGAAGUUUACAGUGAUGAAGCGUUGAGGGUUACACCUCCUCCCACUUCUCCGUAUUUAAAUGGUGAUUCUCCAGAAAGCGCAAACGGAGACAUGGAUAUGGAGAACGUGACCAGAGUUCGCCUGGUCCAGUUCCAAAAGAACACAGAUGAACCAAUGGGAAUCACUUUAAAAAUGAAUGAACUAAAUCACUGUAUUGUUGCAAGAAUCAUGCAUGGAGGCAUGAUUCACAGGCAAGGUACACUUCAUGUCGGAGAUGAAAUUCGAGAAAUCAAUGGCAUCAGUGUAGCCAACCAAACAGUGGAACAGCUGCAAAAAAUGCUUCGGGAAAUGCGGGGGAGUAUCACCUUCAAGAUCGUGCCAAGUUACCGCACUCAGUCAUCGUCCUGUGAGAGAGAUUCCCCCUCCACUUCCAGACAGUCCCCAGCUAAUGGUCAUAGCAGCACUAACAAUUCUGUUUCGGACUUGCCAUCAACUACCCAACCAAAAGGACGACAGAUCUAUGUAAGAGCACAAUUUGAAUAUGAUCCAGCUAAGGAUGACCUCAUCCCCUGCAAAGAAGCUGGCAUUCGAUUCAGAGUUGGUGACAUUAUCCAGAUUAUUAGUAAGGACGAUCACAAUUGGUGGCAGGGUAAACUGGAAAACUCCAAAAAUGGAACGGCAGGUCUCAUUCCUUCUCCAGAACUUCAGGAAUGGCGAGUCGCUUGCAUUGCCAUGGAGAAGACCAAACAGGAGCAGCAGGCCAGCUGCACUUGGUUUGGCAAGAAAAAGAAGCAGUACAAAGAUAAAUAUUUGGCAAAGCACAAUGCAGUGUUUGAUCAAUUAGAUCUUGUUACAUAUGAAGAAGUAGUAAAACUGCCAGCAUUCAAAAGGAAAACACUAGUCCUAUUAGGUGCACAUGGUGUUGGGAGAAGACACAUAAAGAACACCCUCAUCACAAAGCACCCAGACCGGUUUGCAUACCCUAUUCCACAUACAACCAGACCUCCAAAGAAAGAUGAAGAAAAUGGAAAGAAUUAUUACUUUGUAUCUCAUGACCAAAUGAUGCAAGACAUCUCUAAUAACGAGUACCUGGAGUACGGCAGCCACGAGGAUGCGAUGUACGGGACAAAACUGGAGACCAUCCGCAAGAUCCACGAGCAAGGUCUCAUCGCGAUACUGGACGUGGAGCCUCAGGCACUGAAGGUCCUGAGAACAGCGGAGUUUGCUCCUUUUGUUGUUUUUAUUGCCGCACCAACUAUCACUCCAGGUUUGAAUGAGGAUGAAUCUCUUCAGCGUCUGCAGAAGGAGUCUGACAUCUUACAGAGAACAUACGCACACUACUUCGAUCUCACAAUUAUCAACAAUGAAAUCGACGAGACAAUCAGACAUUUGGAGGAAGCCGUGGAACACGUGUGCACAGCCCCGCAGUGGGUCCCCGUCUCCUGGGUCUAUUAGGCCCCCCUCCCCCAGAUAUCUGCCGCAUAACUGGGAGCCACCUCAUACAUGGAAAAGCCUCUUUGUUAUCGGCCUUGUGUCAGCAGGUCGUGGUCCCUAGAGACUACCUAGUUGUAGUGUGACCUACAUUUAUAAUUAUUGUCAUGUCCAAAUAGAUAGGAGGAGAAAAACAAUUACACACUAAUUUAAAGAGACAGUAUCUUUUUUAAUCAGUUCUCCUAAACUUUAAUAAAAUGUAUCUUUAAAUGUAUGUAUUAUUCAAUCCUUUGGAAUGUUAUAUUUUUGGAAAUCAUAGCUUUUUAUUUCCAAGGCCCCUAAAAACUGCACAAAAUAGAUGCUGCUUUCUAUAAUCUAUUUUAAUAAUAAUAAACAAUGAUUCUGUUACCUUGACUGGGGUUGGAACACUACAUUCUUUUUAGAGUCUGAUUUUAUGGAUUGGAAUAUCUUUCUUUCCUUUAUUUAUUUGAAAUAAUCAGUCUAGUGAUUACAAAACUCAUAAAUUUUUAAAGGCCUUUUUUUCCUCUUUUUUUUUUAGAAUAGUAUUUUUUUUAAGUCCUUUAUGUAACAUCCAGAUAAUGUGAUACUGUCUCUUUGAAGCACCCUGUAAACCUUUUAGAGAUUUGAAGUUGGGUCUUGACUCUUAAUGCAUGUGGACAGUCGCGAGCGUUUAUGCUGUCGGUGUGUCUGUGUUGGACAAAACAAUCUGUAAUCUACAACAAAGUACAUUCCGUUCACGGGGCACACCCAGGGGAAUAAGAAUAAAAUGCUAUUAUGACUAAGUUGUAAACCUAUGCACAUCCCUUGCAUUUCGGGCAACUUUAUAAAAAAACAAACAAAAGAAACUGAUUUUUAUUAAUAAUAACCAUGUAGUGAAAUGUGUUUGUAAUUUUGUCUCAAUUUAAUUUGUUGUAAGGUGGGAGGGGGAAUUGCUGGUUUCACCAUUUCAGAUCUGUGUUGUCUGAGAGUAUUAACAUUUUAAUUAAGCAAAGAAAUGAGGAUUUUUAAUAUGUAUGUAAUUGUUUUAAAGCACCCAUUUUAAGAGAAUAUACUGUGCAAUGAAGAAACCAGUUUAGGCAUUUGCUAUAAACUGAAUUAUUCCAAAAGAAUAAUCUAUAACAGCCCUGUAAAUUCCUUUAAAAUGAUAACAGGACAGUUUGACCAAUUUUUUUUUAAAUAUACUUCCUUUUAUGUGUUCAAUAA